AACACUAACUUAAAGACCGUGGCGAUUCUCCCAGCAUCGCGAAAUGUCCCUAUCGAUACCUUUUCCCGGAAAAUGAAGACUGCGUUGGAAGAGAUGGGCGCAAAGACAUCGUAUAUGAAUCAAGCCUCUGCGUCAGGUCAUCUUGGUCGUCACGCAUUCUCUCGUAUGGGCACAUUCAAGGCUGCAGCUUGGCUUGCAGACCAAGAGCAAAGAUAUAGAACAGUGCUUUACGUCGUUGAUUCACCCGUCAACAGCCCCUGGACGCAGACUUGUAUCCGACAGGCGGACUUUGUGAUUGGGAUGGGUGAUGAUCCGAGCAUUGGAGAAUACGAAAGGCUGCUACUUUUAAUG
This is a messenger RNA of Suillus plorans, 351 nucleotides long. RefSeq lists its product as uncharacterized. Lineage: Eukaryota; Fungi; Basidiomycota; Agaricomycetes; Boletales; Suillaceae. The transcript is spliced from 2 exons. The annotation marks the transcript as partial. The record is from RefSeq and is a predicted model, not a curated record.